UCAUACCUCUUCCGCCAUUGGAGCACCUCUUCAAGCUUCUUCUUCUUCUUCUUCUUCUUCUCCGACGACCGAUCCAUGGCCCGACCUCAACAGCGCUAUCGUGGUGUCCGACAACGACAUUGGGGCUCUUGGGUCUCCGAAAUUCGCCACCCUCUAUUGAAGACAAGAAUAUGGUUGGGGACGUUCGAGACAGCCGAGGACGCAGCCCGAGCUUACGACGAGGCAGCACGGCUGAUGUGCGGUCCAAAGGCACGAACCAACUUCCAAUUCAAUCCAAACGAUCAACAAUCGUCAUCGUCAUCGUCGUCUUCCUCCAAGCUUCUCUCCGCCGCGCUAAUGGCGAAAUUACACAAAUGUCAUUUAGCCUCACUACAAAUCGCCAAAAAACACGCCGCCCAUAAACAACACCCCGGAUUCGAGCCCAACUACACCGUAUACGGUGUCCCUCCCCCGAGCAUUUCCCAAACCACCACCGACCGGUGGCGACAGGAAGAAACCCAAAUAGAGACCAACAACGACAACAACAACAUUCAUCAUCAACAAUGCCUUCAACCACUUGAGGAUGAUGACAUUGAACAAAUGAUACAAGAGCUAUUAGACCUCGGAUCAUUCGAAAUUAUUACAUGAUUUUUACAUUAAUUUUCUCUAGAUUUUAUUAAUAUAUUAAUGUAUAUGAUUAGAUAUAUUAUAGAUUAUAUU
This is a messenger RNA of Cucurbita pepo subsp. pepo (vegetable marrow), 699 nucleotides long. Its product is annotated as ethylene-responsive transcription factor ERF003-like. Gene Ontology annotation, molecular function: DNA binding; DNA-binding transcription factor activity. Gene Ontology annotation, biological process: regulation of DNA-templated transcription. NCBI's taxonomy places the organism in Eukaryota, Viridiplantae, Streptophyta, Magnoliopsida, Cucurbitales, Cucurbitaceae. The record is from RefSeq and is a predicted model, not a curated record.